Messenger RNA from Prorocentrum cordatum, 1116 nucleotides. NCBI's taxonomy places the organism in Eukaryota, Dinophyceae, Prorocentrales, Prorocentraceae. The record is from the annotation of a GenBank genome assembly.
AUGCUGGAGGUCCCCGCCGACGGGAACGACGAGGAGGAUCAGUGCCCAGUGCAGAGCGUCGGUGCCAGCAGGCUCCGCGCCGCCGUGGGGCGGGCCGAGCUCCCGUGGCCAGGCCGCGAGGCCCCUCGAGAUGUCUUCCGUGACACCCGCCUGAAGUGGGACCUCGGGGGCACCCGGAGAGCGGCGCGGCAGGUCCGCCGGGCCGCGGCGGCCGGGGUGGAGGCGCGGCUGCAGCAGCUGCGCCACCUCGUCGAUGGCGACGCCAGCGCGUCGCGCCCCGGAGGCAGUUCCCGACCGAACACGGGCCAGUCGGGACCUUCCUCGAGCCCCAGGCGGCAGCCGGCACCCGCUCCGGCCACCAGCGGCGCUGGCGGCAGCUCCUGGGCCACGGCGCGCGAGCGGCAGCUGCUGGCUGGCGGCCCGCCGCUGGCACCCUGCGGCCCCGGGCCUGCACGCAGCGGCGGCCCCCUCGCCGGCCGGGGGCAGCGGCGCCGGGCCCGCCCCGCCGCGUGGCGUGUCCGCGGCGGCCGGCUCGGCCUGUGGCCCGAGCGCCUCGCCGGCCGAGCAGGCCAAGGGCGUCAAGGAUCGGGGGACUGUGAGUCGGCCAGCCCGGGCGGCGACGGCGAGCGCGACCGGCAGCGUGGCUCGCAGGCCUCGUCCCAGCGCGCCGCGGCCGCAGGGGCGCUGAGGCCGAGCACGCGCUCCUCCAGGACGAGUGCUGGCACGGACGGUGGCACGGAAGCCGAGCCUUCCGCAUCGUGGAGGCUCAGGUCAAAGUUCGACGGCCUCGUGCGCAAGUCGUCUCGAGACUUGCGUGCCAGCGUCCCAGAACCCGAGAGGUGCUCUCUCGCGUCGUGGGUGAACAGCAGCUACUUCACCGUGACAAUCGCCUGUGUGGUUAUCGCGAGCACCCUGACCAUCGGCAUCGAGGCCCAGCUUUUGUCUUCCCUGUCCCGCGAAGGGUCAAGCUCGGAGAAGGUGUUGAUUGCCAUGGCGACGACGAAUUACGUUAUCACUUUCCUGUUCAUGUUGGAGAUGGCGGCGCGAAUCUACGUGUACAGACUUGACUUCUUCGUCCAUGAGAGAAUGUGGAAUUGCUUUGAUUUUCUCGGAUGA